Messenger RNA from Hydatigera taeniaeformis, 628 nucleotides. The record is from the annotation of a GenBank genome assembly. NCBI's taxonomy places the organism in Eukaryota, Metazoa, Platyhelminthes, Cestoda, Cyclophyllidea, Taeniidae.
GUUAUUAAUAAAGGUGGUUAGAUUUGAGGGAGGAUGGCCUAGAUGUUAUGAGUGUGGGUUUUUUAAAGGUUUGAUGAAACUUAAAUGUUUUAGGUUUACUUACUUUGAUUUGUUAGUAGUUUUUGUUAUUUUUGAUUUAGAAAUAUCUCUAUUACUAAAUAUGCCUACUCAAGGGUUAAUGUAUUGGAGUUUUAUAGGUUUAUUAAUUCGGGUAAAAUUUUUAGAACCUUAUUAUAAAGUUAUACCAUUAGAUUGUUAUAAUUUUUUGGUUACUAAUCAUGGUAUAAUUAUGAUUUUUUUCUUUUUAAUGCCAAUUUUAAUUGGAGGAUUUGUAGUUAGCAUGUAUUUAGGAGCGGGUAUUGGGUGGACAUUUUAUCCUCCUUUGUCAUCAUCUUUAUUUUCAGAAAGUAUUGGUGUAGAUUUUUUAAUGUUUUCGUUACAUUUGGCUGGUGCUUCUAGGAUUUUUAUGACUAAUAUUUUUUCUCGUACAUCUAUUGUACUUUGGUCUUAUUUGUUUACUUCUAUUUUAUUAUUGGUAACUUUACCAGUUCUAGCGGCUGCUAUUACAAUGUUGUUAUUUGAUAAUAAAUUUAGUUCUGCUUUUUUUGAUCCUUUAGGCGGUGGUGAU